Molecule: messenger RNA, 1470 nt
Organism: Pyricularia pennisetigena
Lineage: Eukaryota; Fungi; Ascomycota; Sordariomycetes; Magnaporthales; Pyriculariaceae
Exons: 1
Coding region: 1-1470 (489 amino acids)
Source: RefSeq, a predicted model, not a curated record
AUGUCGUUGGGGGUGGCUAUCCAGUCGGCCGUCUUCUAUGUUAUAGCAUGCACACCUUGUACCGGGGCGCGAGCUAGGAGCAAAGCAAAGGCGCGUGCACGGAGGGAAAGGCAGGAGAAGGAUAGACUGGAGGCCGAGAACCCGGGACUAUACCGUCAUCCCAGUCCAUUCAACACGAGCCCGCAUUGGGAUGAGGAGAUAGCCAUGGGACCAUCAUUGCCAAAGAAGAGCUCGAGCGGCAGAAAUACAUCUAGCCAACGGAGGCUUACGUCUGCUUCUUCAGGCAAGGACACCACCAGGAGUGACAGCACAAUAGCCAUCUCGCCAUCAGUAAGUAUGGCAGCGACGGCCAAACUUUCAAAAUCAGCAACAAUGCCGACAUCGGUUCCAUCCACAUCAGAACAUUCUCCGCCCAAUCCUGGCAGCAGCUCUACCGUUGUUCCUGAUGGUGACCCGAGCUUGAGCCGGACGGUAUCCGAAAAUUGGAACUUGAAACGGUACCAGCGUGAGGACGAAGAGCUUUGGGGGUACGACAUCCCCACGAGCAACGCGGCCGAUACCUCGCGACCUGGUCAGAAGAUCAUGGACGCCAUUGCCAAGGCUGGCUCGUCAGCGGGUCGAUUGUUAGAUUCCACUCUACUCCUGGCCGGCAGCGGGAGUGGCAAGGACCGCAACAGCAACGGUGAGCUGCGCGAGAUCACCAACGAGGAUCGCCGGAAUUUCUACUCGCCCUCAACCCCAACAACCACAACAUUCUCCAGCUAUCGUAACCCGCCUGUCAACGAUUAUCAUCCCCCGGUUGUCAGCUCCAGCCCGGCUCACAAGGACGAAAUGAGCUGGCUUCGCCAGCCUCCCCCUGCAGUCAAGAUUAUGGAGGCCAAGGUACCUGUUAGCCGUAGUGCCAGCUUGGCCAGCACGGUCAGCCGGAGAAGCCACUUGCCCGGAUCAUCCGCAAACAACCUUUCCGAGUCGGGUCUCGGGAGGGUUGUUGGUGAGCGACUGGUUGGUGCCAAGCUCCGCAACGGAGAGCAGUUCCCAACGGGAAGGACGCCCUCUUCCGGAUCAGGCCCGAGAGCUGGUGGAAGGCCCCGCCGGACCACAGUCUCGUCAUCGCGUUCCAAGCAGAGCCAGAUGAGCUUUUCGCACGACUCAUCGUCGGACGAUGAGUACUCCGAGAUUGAAGCUCCGCGGACCAGCCGGCGUCAACCGGCAAAGCCGUCGACGACGCCAGUUGAGGCUGUAGAUGAUGCGCACGACGGACACGCCAGUCAGAGGCCCAAAUUGGAGACUAUCGUGAGCUCGGAUCUCUCGAACUUUUCAAAGCAGACCGGCCUUGUCUUGUCUCCGAUUGAGAGCAUCGUCGGCAUCGACCCGAAAAAGGCAGACAUAAGGCCGGCGACCGAGACCAAAGACAUGGCCGAGCGCCCCAGCGGCCGAUCCAUCGACAGCGGAAUGGCUCUUUCGGUAUGA